CCCAAGCCAAGAGCAUUCAUCACACAAGCUCAUCACUCUUCCCAAUUCAGACAACCCAACCACAUCUCGCUAGCUAGCAAUGGCGCCUAUGUCAACCAUGACCAACAAGGCCCUGGUGCUCCUCCUGCUGGCCCUCCUCCCUCUCGGCACCCUCGGCUCCCGCUCCGGCCCGUCCGCGCACCACGGCCACGCCGGCCACGGCCCCAAGCACUCGUCGCCUCCGUCGUCUCCUACACCGGCGUCGCCCGCCCCCGCCGCGUCACCCACCGCCGCCACGCUGGUGCGCUCCACCUGCAACUCCACGACCUACUACGACCUGUGCGUGUCCGCGCUGGGCGCCGACCCGUCCAGCGCCACGGCCGACGUGCGCGGCCUCUCCUCCAUCGCCGUCUCGGCCGCCGCCAUCAACGCCUCCGGUGGCGCCGCCACGGCCGCGGCGCUCGCCAACGGCACCGCCGCGGCGUCGAACGCGCAGGCGGCCCCGGCCACCGCCGACGCCACCGUGCAGGCGCUGCUCCGGACCUGCGCCGCCAAGUACGGCCAGGCCCGCGACGCGCUGAGCGCCGCCAGGGAGUCCAUCGCGGCGCAGGACUACGACUUCGCGAACGUGCACGUGAGCGCCGCCGCCGAGUACCCGCAGGUGUGCAAGGCGCUGUUCCGGCGGCAGAGGCCCGGGCAGUACCCGGCGGAGCUGGUGGCCAGGGAGGAGGCGCUCAGGCAGCUCUGCUCCGUCGCGAACGACAUCAUCGCCCUCCUCUCCAACAGCAUCAGCUAGCUGGUCUCGACCGAUCUCCAUGCGACCUUGAUCCAUCCAUCUUGCAAGUGAUAAAGAUCUUCACGCCGACGACCAUACGCGAAGGCAGCAGCUAGCUCUAGCGUGAUGAGUACGUACUCCAGUAGUCUACUAGUGAGUCUACAUACGUGUAAUGACACGAGUCUACUUCACUUGUUAACUGUAUGUACACGUACCUGCCUACAUACUCCAGUGUUGAGUUGAUCAAUCAAUACUUGAUGCCACGUUGAAUUUUGUUAAUCAUAAAAAACGUCUUUGUGACCAA
Molecule: messenger RNA, 1058 nt
Organism: Panicum hallii
Lineage: Eukaryota; Viridiplantae; Streptophyta; Magnoliopsida; Poales; Poaceae
Product: pectinesterase inhibitor 28-like
Exons: 1
Coding region: 80-775 (231 amino acids)
Molecular function (GO): enzyme inhibitor activity
Source: RefSeq, a predicted model, not a curated record